CGAUUGAUGUAAUCCAUUACUAAUUUUUGUUCGUUAUAUAUUUAGGUGAAAUAUUUUUGGUGAAAUGACUAUUGAAAUUAAUACAGUUUUUGCUGGUAGUGAGAAGAAAAACGCUGAUUAUUGCAUUGUACCUGACAGUCAAAAAAAUUGUAUGGAUUUGGCAGACCAACCACAGAUAUUACGUCGGUAUCCCCUAACUCCAUGUAUGGGGCUACUACAUUUCAAGUAUAGAAAAGUCAACGAUUGUAAUUUGUCCUGCGAAAAUGAUUCCAAUAUUAUUGCAGACAAAUUUCGUCCUACUAGUGUUGAUGAGGCUUUGGUUGUUAAUGAUCACGGUGCAAAAGAAUUGUUGAAACCAUAUCCAAUCUUGCCAUAUGAACGUUUGUUAGAAAAAGAGAAGAAUGAAAAUCAAAAUGCAUUUAAACCCAAAAGACAAACUUUAUUGAAUCGAAUGAUGCCAACAACGAGACAACCAAUAAAAGCUAGACAUCCAGUGCAUAAUACAAAGAACAAUAAUAUAUAUCAAUCCGAAGAGAUUAAGGAAAAGAAAAAUAAUUCAUCUCAUGAAGAAACAAAAACCUGGAAUCAGACUAAAAAUCGUUUAAUAGGAUCUAGAAUGACGGAAAAUAUUCCUGUCACAUUUACAGAAUAUCAAUAUUCUACAUGCAAACGAACUAAAAUUUGUACAGUUCCUGGUAUGAAAAGACGAUCCAGUAUCGAAGAUGCAGCAUUAUCUAGAUCAAAUGAACAGUAUUUACAGUUUGAUAAAUCUCUACAAACUACGGUAAAACGAUCAUGUACUGAUGAAUUCUGUAAAGCACAAAGAAUUAACUAUGAAAACAGAUAUAUCGAUCAGUCUUCAAAUGCAGUGAAUAUUACGACUGCACGGAAUUGUGGAAUUCAGUCGGGUGAUUCACUACACAUCACCACCUCCUCAACAUCAUCAUCAUCUGCAACAUUGUCCUCAGUUUCUUCAACUAAACGACAAAGUCUUCCUUUGAAAUGUAAGAGAUGGAGUAAAGUAUCGUCAAAGUCAUGCUCUCGUCGUUGUAGUACUGGAAGUGUGAGUUCUGUACAAUCUCCGAUUGAAUAUCUAAACAUUGAGAACGAUAGUGUGCAUAGGAAAAAUCCAAUUUCGAACUCAGAAGUUCAACAGAAUCCUAGUAUAUUUCGAGGAAUCAGGAAGUCUGCACAACAAACUAUCAGUAAUAUUUGUAAAGCAAUGAAAUAUUCUAAUCCCAAUAUAUCACUUACUUCAAACAGUUCAUAUCACAAUGUUGAUCACUCGGAUCAACCAAAUUCGUUGAAGCGAUACACCGAACAUUUGAUUCAUUCAGAUUCACUACGAAAUACUCCACCCACAAAAGAAUAUUCAUGUGAAUCAAAUAAAAUCUUAGUUGACAAGACUAAUGAAAUGAUAGUUUCAGAUGACAGUUGUCAAUAUGCACUAACUAUUCGACAUGUCAUAUUGUCACGACGUGAAUUUGAUGAGCAGUUUGGUUUAUUUGUAAUCAAAUCAGAACAAGGUUAUCGUAUCACACGUUUAUCAGAAAGAUUAAAACAAAACAAUCAUAUUCAUAUUGGUGAUGAAAUUGUUCAAGUCAAUGGAAUGUAUUGUAAACAAUUAGAUAUGUAUGAUUUACAAGAAUUAUUUCGAAAUAAUCAAUCAAUUAUUUUGACUUUUAUUGAUCAAUAG
Molecule: messenger RNA, 1696 nt
Organism: Schistosoma spindalis
Lineage: Eukaryota; Metazoa; Platyhelminthes; Trematoda; Strigeidida; Schistosomatidae
Source: the annotation of a GenBank genome assembly